This is a messenger RNA of Ahaetulla prasina, 1897 nucleotides long. RefSeq names its product zinc finger protein ZFP2-like. The record is from RefSeq and is a predicted model, not a curated record. Gene Ontology annotation, cellular component: nucleus. The transcript has 2 exons. The annotation marks the transcript as partial. Lineage: Eukaryota; Metazoa; Chordata; Lepidosauria; Squamata; Colubridae.
CAUCAGAGUAUUCACACAGGAGAGAAACCCUUUGAAUGUCCAGCUUGUGGGAAAAGUUUUUGUGAUAAUUCCAGCCUGGUGAAACACCAGAAGACUCACACAGGAGAGAAACGCUUUAAAUGUCCUAUCUGUGGGAAAAGUUUUAGUGAAAAUUCCAGCCUGGUGAAACACCAGACAACUCACACAGGAGAGAAACCCUUUGAAUGUCCUAUCUGUGGAAAACAUUUUAGUGAUAAUUCCAGCCUGGUGAGACACCAGAGGACUCACACAAGAGAGAAACCCUUUGAAUGUCCUAUCUGUGGGAAACGUUACAGUCAGAAUUCCUACUUGGUGAUACACCAGACGACUCACACAGGAGACAAACCCUUUGAAUGUCCUAUCUGUGGGAAAAGUUUUAGUGAAAAUUCCAACCUGGUGAAACACCAGAGGACUCACACUGGAGAGAAAUCCUUUGAAUGUCCUGACUGUGGGAAACGUUACAGUCAGAAUUCCAGCCUGGUGAAACACCAGAGGACUCACACAGGAGAGAAACCCUUUGAAUGUCCUACUUGUGGGGAAAGCUUUUGUAAUAAUUCCAAAUUGGUGAGACACCAGAGGAGUCACACAGGAGAGAAACCCUUUGAUUGUCCUGACUGUGGGAAACAUUGCAGUCAUAAUUCCAGCCUGGUGAGACACCAGAGGAUUCACACAGGAGAGAAACCAUUUCAAUGUCCUAUCUGUGGGAAAAGCUUUAGUGAUAAUUCCAAUCUGCUGACACACCAGAGGACUCACACAGGAGAAAAACCGUUUGAAUGUCCUCUUUGUGGGAAAUGUUUCAAUAGAAAUUUCAACCUCAUAACACACCAGAGGACUCACACAGGAGAGAAACCCUUUGAAUGUCCUAUCUGUGGGAAAAGCUUUGGUGAUAAUUCCAGCCUGGUGAUUCACCAGAGGACUCACACAGGAGAGAAACCCUUUGAAUGUCCUAUCUGUGGAAAACAUUUUAGUAAUAAUUCCAACCUGGUGAGACACCAGAGAUCUCACACUGUGGAGAAAUCUUUAAAAUGACCAGUCUGUGGACAUUACUUCAAGCAUAAAUCAUCCUUUAUUGCACACAAGGCAAAAGAAUGCCAAAGAGAGCACUGUGGAGAACUGAAUCACAAGCAGCAUUAAAAGGCAGAGAAAACCAAGGCAGCAAUCAAAAUCUUGUUAGUUCCUCCGGAAAUCCCCAAAAUUCUUCUUCCUCCCCAGCAGCUUACAGACAAGGAGGACAAAACCAGGAAAAGAGUUUUGAGCUGGACAAAAAAAAUAGAGUAUCUGGAAGAAACGUAUCAAAAUAUCAAGGGGCAUAAUUUCGUAAUUCAGAAAAAGAGGGAAAUAGCUGGAAGUCAGUGGGAAGGAAAUGAUCACUUGGAUAGCCAGAUAAGGCAGACCGUAAUGGAGGCCUCGCCCUGUGAUGAAGGAAGCCGUAACUUGAAUCAAUGCUCCAUCCAAGAAGGGAUUGAGAGUAUUUUUGAUGUCCUUGAGACUCCAAGAAUGUCAGUGGUGGAAAAGAACCACAGAUCUGCCUAUUGUAGGAAAAGCAAAGAUUAUAGAACACAGGUGAUUAUGCCGAAGAGGAUCCACACUGGGAGUGGUUGGCACAGGAAAUCUUCGGACUUCUGUUUGGAGGAAGGGAGAAUUAUCAAGAAUGUUUGUACUACCUGUCUUGUAGGAGUAGCUGCACACCCACUAUUCACAGACACAUGGAGUUUAUCCCCUUCACCUACCUCCACAUAAAACAGGAGUCCUGAAACUUUUUAAACGGGGCCAAUUCACGGUCCCUCAGACUGUUGGGGGCUGGACCAGCUGGGUGGGCAUGGCUUCUUGUCAUGUGACUGGGUGGGCGUGGCCAAUUUAGCAGUCCAUUAAACAAUAC